Messenger RNA from Gongylonema pulchrum, 288 nucleotides. NCBI's taxonomy places the organism in Eukaryota, Metazoa, Nematoda, Chromadorea, Rhabditida, Gongylonematidae. The record is from the annotation of a GenBank genome assembly.
AUGGGUUUGAGUGGGUUCUUUACACGAUUUGGCGCAACCGCUGGGAUUAUGGUUGUGUUUGCCGGCAUCAGUUUGGUUGCACUGCACUUGCUUCUGAACACAUGGAAUUUUCCGAGAAAGUUUUUCUCACCGCUUUUUUUAGGUGCGUACAAAUUGAAGAAAUCGAGCGAUUCGUUGCAGUUCAAGGGAACAGCAUGGAAAGCUCAGGAAAUGGAGGAUUUCUUGCACUGCAAAGAAGAAAAUAUGAAAAUUGACUCGCAGCCCCCGCCGAUGUUAGCUUCACGAUGA